Salvia hispanica is the source of this 1578-nucleotide messenger RNA. RefSeq names its product protein WVD2-like 5. The record is from RefSeq and is a predicted model, not a curated record. NCBI's taxonomy places the organism in Eukaryota, Viridiplantae, Streptophyta, Magnoliopsida, Lamiales, Lamiaceae. Gene Ontology annotation, molecular function: microtubule binding.
AACUAAAAUUAUUGCCUCAAAAAAACAAGAAAAAUACAUUUUUAUCAAGAUCAUCAUUCCAAAGUUGAGACUCCCAACUGACCAAAACCAGGCGAAACCAAUAUCUGAAACACUCAGAUCUUCCUCACCUCUCACCCUCCAAUGAUUUACUCUAUCUCUGAUUGUUUUCUCCUUCAAAUGCUUUGAAAGGUUGAAUGGAAGAGAUGGACACUGAGAGUGCCGUUCCAGUUGCUGGGAAUGGGGAUGGAUUUGAAAAAGCCGUUCCUGUACUCAUCCCCGUCUCUCCAAGUGUAAACGGGGCUCCCAAUGGCAACCUAGAAGUCGAGGGACUCAGUGAUAGUCUUGACAAUGCUGUCAAGUUGGACCCUGCUGUCAAGCCAGUGGAACUUGAAGUUAAAGAGACCACCGUCUUCAAGAAUUUGAAACCACUCAAGAUCGGUAAAGCAUCGAGCCCCAAAAAUGGUGCAGCAACAGUUUCAGGCAAGAGCAAGAACAGGAAAGAGGCUAGCAAACCUUACGUUGCUUCAAAUGGUAGCGAUGCUUCAGAAUCGAGCCAGAGACAGACUUCUGCUUUAAGAUCAAAGAGUAAAUCGUCUAAUGAGAAGCAAUGCUCGGUAAACUCAAAAGCAUCACCUGCCCAAGAUAGCUCUAAGGAGCAACAUGGCCUCCCCGAUGCAACAUCAUCUUCCACGAGUGGAGAACAGGCCGAAGAACUUCAGGAGAAGACAAAGCUGAAGGCUCUUGUGGAAAGCCCUUCUAGUAAAAUCGAAGAAAUCUCACAGUCAUCAUCAAGCCCUACUGCCGGAGAUGCCAGGGCCCGCAGAUCGGGUGCUCUACCAACCUACGGUUUCAGCUUCAAAUGCGAUGAAAGGGCUGAGAAACGAAGAGAGUUUUACUCCAAACUCGAGGAGAAGAUUCAGGCAAAGGAAGCAGAGAAGACCAAUCUGCAGGCGAAGAGUAAGGAAUCUCAGGAUACCGAGAUCAAAAUGCUGAGAAAAACUCUUGGAUUCAAAGCCAUGCCUAUGCCAAGCUUCUAUCAAGAACCUCCACCUCCAAAGGUGGAGCUAAAGAAGAUUCCUACUACGAGGCCAAAAUCUCCGAAGCUUGGCCGGAAGAAGGCUUCGCCAAGUGCAGAAUCCAAAGAAAACGGGGCUCGCCCAGCUAGGCUAAGCCUGGACACGCUCGCCAAAACGCCAAGCCACGACCACGUGAAGAAGCCGAUGAGGAAGUCUCUUCCCAGGUUGCCGUCUGAGGACCCCAAGUCGUCCAACGAGAAGAAAAGGCCGACAGCCAAUGAAAAGGCAGUGGCAUCCGAGACACUGAAACAUGAGGCAGCGAGCAUGGCUGAGGACCACGUCGUGGUGCAAGAGGCCGUUGCGGUGUGAGCGAUGUUCGGAUAAAAACUGGAUCGAAGUAAUAGAUGUGUUGUUAAGGUUGGAAGUGUCCUUGUUGUCCAUAGUCAUCGACCAAAUUGUUGCUUUUAUUUGAAGAAUCUGCUGCUACUGAGUGUUUAAGCUGCUGCUAAUUUAUGUCUAAAUAUGUUUUCAUAGUGGAAAUUUUGAGGUUUCUAUUUGCUAA